AUGUCGUUCGCGCCACCGCCGCCCGCCAACAGCACGUGCGGGGGGGGCGAUGGGGGCGGGGCGGGCGGGGCGGGCGCGGCGUGGGGGCUGCAGUACCUGUGGAACCGCUGCACCUGCGCGCUCAUCGCGGCUCUGCUGGUGCCGGCGAUGGCGCUGCUGUUCCCCGCCAACCUGCGCGGAGCGGACUCCGCGGUGUGCGACUAUCUGGCGGCCGCCACCAUCGCGCACGUCGCGCCCGCCGCGCCCUCGCUCUGGCUGCACGCGCUCUUCGCGCUGCUGCUGCCCCCCGCCGUGCACCUCGCCAUCCGCGCCUUCCGCCGCCAGCGCGCGCGCGCCAGGGCGGCAUCGCAGGGCAGGGAGGAGGGCACAGGCGGCGCAGGGGGUUCGGGGAGGGCGUGGGGUGGAGGGGGAAGCGGGGGGCAGGGCAGCGGGGAUGGGGAGAGCCCGCGGGAAGGGUAUGCUGCUCUGCACUGCGUUGCGCGCCAUGGCGCCACUGGCGCUGGGGACGCUGAUGGUGCUGAUGAUGCUGUUGAUGGCGAUGAUGACGUGGACAUGACAGCGCAUGACGUGGCAGAGUACACCAUUCUCAUUCGCGGAGUGCCUAGAGGCCUGUCAGCCUGUCCUCAGCUACUACUGGAGUACUGGGACAGGCUGUACCCGGGGAGGGUGGCGAGGGUGCUGCAGCCACCUGACGUGGCGGCAGCGCUGGCAGCCAGGCGGUGCGUGGCAGCCCUCACAGCCCGUCUCGCCCAGGCACACGCCAGGGCCGCACUGCAGGGCACCGCAGGCGUGGAGACAGGUGCAGGCGCGGAGCCACAAGCACACGUGCAUGGUGACGGUGGUGGUGCUGACGUGGCAUCUGUGCACGAGCCACUCAUCGCUUGGAGUGGCCGGCAGGGCCCAGCUGGCAUGCAGGGGAUGGGAGGAGGGGAGAUGGAGGAGGGGGAAGAGGAGGAGGGAGGGAUGGGGGGGCAUGGCAGUGGCACAAGUCGGCCCGUGGCGUCCUCUCUCCUCGCCUGCUUCCGUCUCUUCCUGCCACCCGACACCGCCCGCUCUGCGCUGCGCUGCCUCUGCUUCCCCCCUCUCACCGCCCUGCACUCGCUCUCCCUUACCCCCUCGCACCUCCUCGCCCCCCUGCGCACUCUGCUCCUCAACUCCUCCCCGGCAUGGCUGUGGGGCAUGGGGGUGCGCGACUGGGGGGGGGAGGCGCAGAGGCUGGAGGAGCAGGUGCGCAGGGCGGAGGGGGAGGCGCAGCUGUUGCGGAGGGGCAGGGGGGGCGGGGCGGGGGUGGCGCUGGUGGUGUUCCGCGAUGCCUACACGGCCACACGGGCUUUAAGGGACGCACUGUGGGCCUCCCCCAGGUGGCGCCUCGCCCCCCUCGCCACCGCCUCCUGGCGUGUGGAGCGGGCGCCGCCCGCCGCCAGCAUCAUCUGGCGGAAUGUGGGCGGCAGCCGGGCGGCGAGACGUGUCCGCACGUGGGUGGUGAAUGUGGUCGUGGUGGCGGCGCUGUGUGCGUGGUCGUGCCCGCUCGCCCUGCUCUCUGCUGUCUCGUCUGCGGCCCACACUGCCGACACUGCCGCACUCUCCCACCUCAAUGCCUGGCUCACAUGGGCGCGCAGCAACAGCGGCACGGCAGCGGUGGCGCUGCAGUUCAUGCCCAACGUGCUGUCAUUCACCGCCAUGUACGGUGUCAUGCCCGCCGCGCUGCACCGCCUGGUGCUGUUUGAGGGCCACAUCACCACGUCGCGCCAGCAGGCGGCACUGCUGCUCAAGCUCACCGCGCUCUACCUCUUCAACCUAUACGUGCUCAAGGCACUGCUGGAGGCGUUGUUGCAGGCGGCACUACUGCACGCGGAGCGCUGCUCGCUGCUCUCCUCGCACUGCCCCACGGUGCUGCACUGGCUCAACGCCUCUCUCAUCCCGGCCUCCUCGCUCUCAGCGCUCUGCUUCCUCCUCACCUCCGCGCUGCUCGGCGUCUCAUUUGACCUCCUCGCGCCCCUCGCCUGGCUCGCCCCCCGCUUGCACCGCCUGCGCCUCUCCCUGCGCCGCCUCUCCCUGCGCCUCACUCUGCAGCGCCUGCUGCUCUCAGUGCAGCGCUGCUGCGAGCGCUUCUCACAGCACUGGCGCCGCAUUGCAAGGGCUGGAAGUGCAGGGCCUGGGGCGGGAGCAGGCGGAGAGGGCGUGGGGCUGGGGAAUGCGGGCAGUGGAUUUGAAGUGCUGGGAGGUUGGGUGGGAGCAGUGGUGGCGGGGAGGGAGCAAGUGGGAGGAGUUGGAGCGGUGCACAGCAGUGCUUAUGUGCCGCUGCCAGGGGAUGCUGUUGAGGGCCGUUGUGCGGAUGGUGAUGCUGAGACACGUGGCGGACAGCCAUUGGAUGACAUGGCUGAAGAUGCGGACGGGGCGAGGGACGAUGAAGAGAGUGGGAGUGAGGGAGAGAGUGUGUGCAGCAGUGAGAGUGACCUUGGGUUGCUUUCUCUGUUAGAAGAGGCAGAGGCAGAGACAGCCACUCACUCUCACCUCCUCUCCCCUUCCUCUCGCACAGCUCUCCUUUCACCCUCCUCCCCCUCCGCCACUCGCGCACCCGUAGCCCCACACUCCGCCCACCCACCCCCCUGCACGCCCCUCGACGCCUUCCCUCUGCCCGCUGCUGCAUGCAUAGCAGAGCCCACAUCAGCAGCAUCACAAGCAGACGGCACAGCAGCAGCACAGCAGCCGUCAGCAUGCACGUCCCCCACACCAGAGCCACCAGCAGGGGAGGCGGAGGCACCAACAAUGGGGGCAGAGGCACAAGAGUCUUCCAGGAAGCGGCGGGGCGUGCUGCAGUUUGACUAUGCGCAGUACUACGCGUACAACACCACGGCUCUCUGCCUGCUGCUCUUCCACGCGCCCCUCGCCCCCCUCGUGCUGCCCGCCGGACUGCUCUUCUUCUCCUACCGCCUCAUUGUCGACAAAUACAACUUCCUCUUCCUCUACCGCGCACGACCGCACCACCACUCCCACCACCACGCAGCACCGCACUCAACCGCGUCCCUGUCGUCCUCGCCAGCCUCUCUGCUGCCCCCCUCAGGCCCACAGCUGGUGUCGGAUGGGCGGCUGGUGAGGGCAGCCGUGGGGGUGCUGCGCAUGAGUGUAUGUGCCACCCUUGCUGCCCUUUCCGCCCUACUUGCCUUCAAAGGUGACCCCGAUAGGCUGCAGGCUGUGCUGUUGGGGUCGGUAUCGGUUGUCCUUUCUGUGAUGUAUGGCGUAGAGGCUCUAGUGCGCGUGCCAGGGAAGGCACGGGUGGUGGUGGGUGCGCAUAAGCAUGGUGGUAACCACGUGUUGCCAGACAGACUGGUGAACAGACCAACAGCUUAUGAGGUGUGCUGGCAGCAAGUAUUGAAUGAAGAGUUGUGA
Closterium sp. Naga37s-1 is the source of this 3390-nucleotide messenger RNA. The record is from the annotation of a GenBank genome assembly. Lineage: Eukaryota; Viridiplantae; Streptophyta; Zygnematophyceae; Desmidiales; Closteriaceae.